AGCUAGACAUGUUAUUCUCGCAAGGCUUUCAGCCUUUCUAGUUCAAAGAGUAAGCCUUUGCGAGCUUUGAUGACGUUCCUUACUGAUGCGUGCAUUAGCACUAGCCACCUAAGGACGAAGCUAUUCAAAUUUAUCGUGGGACAUGAUCGAGUAGAGUAUUACAUCCAUCAGUCAUUGCUAUCCUAUUUGUUAGCUUCGUUUCAUAACCUAGUUAAGGAGUCUGCACCUACGGGCGUGACUUGGGUGGACGUCGACGAAGAUAUUUUUUCGCGUUUUGCUUAGUUUGUAUACCACGGCUCUUACUCGGAUUUCACCCUUGAAGUUAGAC
This is a messenger RNA of Emericellopsis atlantica, 328 nucleotides long. RefSeq lists its product as uncharacterized. The record is from RefSeq and is a predicted model, not a curated record. The coding region runs from base 70 to 282 and encodes 70 amino acids. Lineage: Eukaryota; Fungi; Ascomycota; Sordariomycetes; Hypocreales; Bionectriaceae. The transcript has a single exon.